AUGACUUGUAAAUUGAUACACGUGCUAACCCUAGCGUUGGCAAUACAGAUAAUUGGUGCAACAAGACUGAUGUGCCCAAGUCACCCUAACUGCGUUUGCGGUAGCACGUUCCCUGUCGAACUCAAUUGCAACAUCGACGGUAGCAUCGUGACAAUAAGUUUUCUACCAAACACUUUCAUCAAUGUUAGAUGUGAAAAUGCAACCAUACUCAAUUAUAAACGGCUACCAAAGUGUGCCAAUGAAGUUGAGACAUUCAAGUCGGUUAGUUUCAAAGACUGUCCCCUACCCUCAUCGUCAUUCAAAGAUGUCUUAGAACAACUCGGCGUGUCGAAAACAAUGUCAUUAAUAUUUCAAAAUGCAAAGAACCUCUCCGGGUAUUUUGAUAGAAGACAUUUUACUGGAUUGAGAGAUUUAACUAAAUUGCUACUUUCUGUUACUGGCACUACACAGCUGCCCGACAAUCUAUUCAUGGAUGUGAACAAUUUAACAUGGCUGAACAUAAGAUGUAACAGUAUAAAUAUUUCUGAACAACUAUUUAAGCCUCUUGAAAGAUUGGAGACUUUAGAAAUAAGUCAUAAUCAAAUGACAAAUAUGUCUACGAACUUAUUUUCCCACUUGUCAUUUUUAAGGAAGCUGUCGCUUUGGCAAAGCAAUGUCACGUGGUUCUCUAAAGACUUCUUCUCGGGCGUAAACGUGCUUGAAGAAUUAGAUCUUAGUUCUAAUGGACUUAACGAACUCCCGACGCUUAUUUUUAAACCUCUAAAGAAGUUACGAAAACUCACAUUGUUCUCGAACAAGUUUUCGACUUUACCACAAAAUCUAUUCUCAACAAACAAUAACUUGGAGACGGUAAUAAUUCUUAACAAUGAUGUUAAAAUGAAAGAACUUCCACGAAGUUUGUUAGGCAAUUUACAAAGUUUGAGACACAUUUAUAUACAAAGGUGUGGUAUAGAAAUUUUACCGUACGACCUAUUUGUUAAUUCAUCGCAAAUAACGAACAUAUCACUGGCAUACAACGAUAUUAGAUCAUUACGAGAAUCGACAUUUAACGAUCAAAUAAAUUUGCUUGAACUCGAUUUAAGUCACAACAACAUGAAAACUUUGGAACCGAAGCUAUUUUCCUCAUUGGUAAGAUUGGAAAAAUUGGAAUUGGCUUAUAAUUCCAUUGAAGAAAUUUCCGGAUCGACGUUUUCUUCAUUGCUCAGUUUAAUAUACUUAAAUAUGGAGCAUAACAAUUUGAAAACUAUAUCCUCAUACUUAUUUAGUAAUAAUAAACAAAGAAUGUCAAUAUCUUUUGCAUAUAAUGAACUUCACUUUAAAAAUAAGGAAGUGCAAAAUAACUCUUGGACAAGUAAUACAAUCUCACCGUUUGCACAUACAUUUAAUUUGAAAUUGCUCAACUUGAGUCAUAAUAAAUUCGAAGCUACGUACGAUGAUUGGUGGAUUAAUGGUCAUGAACAUUUGGAUAUCAGCUAUAAUUACAUCAACUAUUUAUGGAACCAUCCAACAUCAAGUUAUAAAACGAUUGGCAAAAAGUCAACGAAACAACUUUGGGUUGCCCAUAACCCACUCAAUUGUAACUGUAAAAACUUUAAGUUCCUCGACUUCCUAAAGGAACAUUUUAAAGCUCAGAUUAAAGACGAAUCUACCAUACAAUGUUCAAUUUGGCGCAAAGAGGCUUGCAAUAUGCGAUUCAUCAUAUUUGUCUGCUUUAUUUCUAUAACAGCUUCAACGUCUACAAUCAUCAUGUUACUAUAUCUUAAGUACCGUAAAAACUUACAUUCCAUGAUCAAAAACAACCUAUACAAAGUGUCGCACCCUAAUGAAGUCAAACAAGAGCGCACAGUGAUUAUUAAAUAUUCUGAACACGACGAAGAAUUUGUACUAAAGGAAAUAGUGCCAGGCUUACGAGUUCAUAAAGGUAUUAAAGUUCACACCAAACCCAUAGCAAGUGACUGCAACAAAGAAAAUUUCAUUAAACAGCUCAAAAAUAGUUCAAAGGACGGAGACACGACGCUGGUUAUUUUUUCCCCAAACUACUUAAUGUCAGCUUAUAGUCACGUAAACAUAAAGAAAAUUCGAGGUGAAAUGCUGAAAGCGAAGAAGACGGUUUAUGUUUUUACGGACAUGGGUACAGAAAAUUCGAUUUACGCAUUCUUAAAGGAGCAAAGGGAUCGGCGAACGACAAUACUCUGGAAUAAUCCUAACUUUUGGAAUAUUUUACUACCGGUACUGUCAAAGGAGAAAUUCAAAUUGACAUUUCGUGUGAAGGAUAGUGUGAAUGCAAAAAUUCCCGUCAAGGCAUUGAAAUCAGACGUACAAUCUUUAGAUCCAACUUGUUUGCACUAUCAGGUUUAG
Molecule: messenger RNA, 2358 nt
Organism: Pieris macdunnoughi
Lineage: Eukaryota; Metazoa; Arthropoda; Insecta; Lepidoptera; Pieridae
Source: the annotation of a GenBank genome assembly